Messenger RNA from Maylandia zebra (zebra mbuna), 3959 nucleotides. It is a transcript of the gene arhgef10lb, whose product is annotated as Rho guanine nucleotide exchange factor (GEF) 10-like b. Gene Ontology annotation, molecular function: guanyl-nucleotide exchange factor activity; protein binding. Gene Ontology annotation, cellular component: cytosol. The record is from RefSeq and is a predicted model, not a curated record. Gene Ontology annotation, biological process: positive regulation of stress fiber assembly; SREBP signaling pathway; actin cytoskeleton organization. NCBI's taxonomy places the organism in Eukaryota, Metazoa, Chordata, Actinopteri, Cichliformes, Cichlidae.
CUUUCGCCGCUCAGUGUUUUGAAAAGGGUAAAAUGUAACUUGAGUAAUUUGACUUGGUUAGUGGGGAGAAUUUGUAAAGUUCGGAAUAUUGAAUAAGGAGUUCAUCAGCUGGGUCAACACAACACGGAAUCUCUUUACUUUGGAUAAAUAAAGUGGUUUGUGUGAACAGAAGCUGCCUGCAGAUGUGCCGGGGCUCAAAGACCUUUGUGCUGUCACCAGGAGAGAGCUGGCUUUGUGUAUCAGUAUGCCUCUUUUUGCCCACAUCAGACAGACCUGUGACACUAAGGUUCAGUAAUUGAUGAAAGCAGCAAGAAACGGUACCAAGGAGGGUUUAGGAAGGAGAAAGUUAGCAAUGAUUCGCAAAGUGUCAUUCCUACAGAGAAAAGACUCUACAGGUGAUGGAAAAGAUGAUGCCGGUUACAUAGAUGUGUUUUUGUGUGAGGUAAAACACCCUCCACCACAACUCUGCCCCAUGCCAGAGGGACUCAGCAGUCAGCAGGUUGUCAGACGUCUCAUCCUCAGAUCCAUUGUGCAAAGUGAGAGCAGCUACUUGGACUCUCUCAAACGAAUCCUUCAGGAGUACCAGAAGCCUUUGCUGGAGACACAGUCUGUGAUUUUAAACCCAAAGAAGGUGCGUCAGAUCUUUCACCGCCUGCACGAGAUCUAUCAGUGUCACUGCAUGUUCCAGAUUGCCCUUGCAUCCCGCGUGGCCGAGUGGGAUCAAAGUGAAAAGAUAGGAGACUUGUUUGUGGCUUCGUUUUCAAAGUCCAUGGUUCUGAACGUGUAUAGUGACUACAUCAAUAACUUCACCAGCGCCAUGGCUCUUAUCAAGAAGGCCUGCUUGUCAAAACCUGCUUUCUUGGACUUUCUUAAGAGGAAGCAGGCAUCAAGCCCAGACAGAAUCACCCUAUAUGGCUUGAUGGUUAAACCUAUUCAGCGCUUCCCACAAUUCAUUCUGCUGCUACAGGACAUGUUGAAGAACACUCCAAGGUCCCACAGUGACCGGCUGCCCCUGCAGCUGGCUCUGACUGAGCUUGAGACCCUGGCCGAGAAACUCAAUGAGCAGAAACGUCUGGCUGAUCAGGAGGCUGAGAUCCAGCACUUAGCUCACAGCACUGGGGAACGCAAUCUCAACAAGCUGCUGAACUCAGAACAGAGGCAGCUGAUUCAUUGUGAACUUCUUACUGAGAUAGUUUUUGGGGAUAAAGGUCAAGUUAUCAAGUCAAAGGAGCGGAAGGUCUUUCUCAUCAACGACACCCUCAUUUGUGCCAAUGUGAACCUGAAGGGUCCCCCUGACAUCAACACCCUGGUUCCUGUUGGUCCUAAGUACACAGUGAAGUGGAGUGCUUCUCUGCUGCAGACUCAGGUGGUGGAGGUGGGGCAAGAUAGUCUGCAGGGCAAAGACGGUGUCAUCACAGCCAGAUGUCACAGCUCUACUGCCAGCAUCACUGGUAAAGUAUUGCUUGGCCCUCCAAGAUUGUAUCAGGAAUUGGAAGAGCUGCAGCAUGACCUGGCUGUAGUGGAGGAGGUCUCACUGUUGGUUGGCACGCUCCACGGAAUCUACCAGAAUCUGAAUACCACAGUGUCUCAGGACUGGUGUCUGGCUCUGCAGAGGCUCAUCCGUCUAAAGGAGGAGGAGAUCCAGAACGCCAACAAGUGUCGCCUACGCCUAUCUGUUCCAGGCAAACCUGACAAGUCUGGUCGUCCAGUGAGCAUCAUGGUGGUCUUCAACACUCCCAACCCCUUCAGUAAGAUCUCCUGGGUGAACCGUCUUCACCUCGCCAAGAUAGCCCAGAGAAAGGAAAACACAUCAGGUUGGGAAUGUGCUGAAGAAGAUGGGAAGACGAAAGCUCUGUUAAGCUGCCCACUGCUUACCUGUAAACUUUCGGUUUUCUCCUCCAGAACACACACUCUGAAGCUGGAGGCAGCUCUUCACAGCCCAUCUCAGUCCAGACUGCUUGGUUUCUGCACUGCCAGCACAUCCUUGCCACAGGGUUACCUUUGGGUUGCUGGUGGAGGUGGCAACUCCAACCAUGGGCAAGUAGAGAUUUUCUCUCUGAACCGAGCCAGUGCCCGCUUGGUCAAAACCCUCCCACUGAGAGCCCCAGUCCUUUGCCUGGAGUAUGUGAAGGAGCCGUGCCCCAGUACAGUGCUCCAGGAGGGGACUGAGAAAGGCCCAAGGGCAGCCAAGACAGGAAACAUAAUCUGUGUUGGCCUGCAGGACGGCAGUAUCCAUGUUCAGAGCAGUGUGGACACAGCUGUUCAGUGCCUGCUGACCUUGGUAAACCCUGACAACUGUCCAGUGCUCUGCCUCAAACAUUUACUGUCGUUCCUUUUUGCUGGACUGGCUAAUGGCAAAGUAGCUAUAUACCACAGAAAAACUGGAGAGCGACUGUGGGAUGUGGAUUCAUGCAAGCUAGUGUCUCUUGGCUCCAAGCCGGUCUACUGUCUGCUGACACUUGAAGACACUAUGUGGGCCAGCUGUGAAAACCAAGUCACUGUCAUACAAGGAGACAGCCUCUGCAUGCAGAGCUUCGAAGCCCACUCAGAUCCAGACUUCCAUGUUAGCCAUAUGGUCCAUUCAGGUGGAGGUGUUUGGAUGGCCUUCACCAAAGGAUCCUCCAUUCAUCUGUUCCACACAGAGACCUUGCAACAACUGCAGGAAAUCAACAUCUCCACCCGUACCAACUAUCUGUCACCAGGUCACGUUUGUGUAUCCAGCUUACUGAUCUCUCAGGGUAUGUUGUGGGUGGGGACUAGCCAGGGCGUCAUCAUCACUUUCUCUGUACCAACUCUUGAGGGUAUCCCGAAGAUCACAGGUAAAGCGAUGACAUCUCUGAAUGCUCACUGUGGUGCUGUAGAUUUCCUGGUGUCAGCCUCCAGCACCCUGGCCUCUGAUUUGCUUCGACGGGAUUCCAUCUUCAACAUUAGCAAAGAGAGUGCUAAUGGAGAGGGAGGAGGAGGUGGAGGUAAUGUUGAAGGAGAAAGAGGAGAGCAGAAGCUGGAAAAUAGCCACCAUAGGGAGAACUUAGAAACUUCUCCAUGGAAGCAGGACAAACCUAAGCAUCUCCUAUUGCAGUACCACCUCCAUUCCACCUCCCAGCUUCCUGGGAAGCUGCUGACAGCUCAGCCAGAACAAGCGAACCCAAGGGCCUCCCCAGAUCUCCAGAUGGAGGACGGUUCCAUCUAUGAAGUAAAUGAGGACCCCGAUGUUUGGUUGAGAGGGCGGCCACUGGAGUUGGGGAAGGAGGGAGAGGCCAAACGUAACAAAGUCACUUCAACAGCCAUCUUCUCUGGUGGAAGAGGAUACCGCAGGAUAGGACUGUCAGCAUCAGAAGAAACCUGCUCAGACUCCAGUGAAAACACGCUGCUCGUGUGGCAGCUCCCUCUCACGCUUAGCCAGUGACAGCUUUCUUUGUCCUCAGUUACUCUAGUUCUAGUCACGUGUGAUUACUCUUAGACCAGGCACGUUUAAACAUUUAAGGUUGAUUCUAAAGUCAAGGACAUAUCACCUUUGACAGUUGACAGUUAAAAUAAAAGUAACAUUACUUAAGCCUACAGAUGACGACCGUCAUCACAGUGGAUACUAGGUGACAGCUUUAUUUACUACAGUGAGCAGUAGUAAUGUUGCAUAUCACAAAGAUAGCAGCACCUGGCAUCAGCAGGAAGCAAUCCCCCAAAGAACCUGGCUUAUAUAGUAUACUAAUUUUAAAAUCAGCAAUGUGUUUCAAAUGAAGCUGUACAAUGUGAUACUUGGUGGAACAUUUCUGUAUGGAAACAGGUUGUAUGUGUAUGUCAGAUGAGUGUCAAGCCUCAGUGUCUGCAUUUGGACCUUAAACGUUUUGAUUUGGACACAUAUCUCAGUGUUAGGCUAAACAAAAUAGUGGCAUAUUAUGAAAAGAACUUAAUGAAAACCUAAAUCUUUACAUAAUAAAGGAAAAAAAUGUAAGAAAAUUGCA